Messenger RNA from Panicum virgatum (switchgrass), 1290 nucleotides. RefSeq names its product chlorophyll a-b binding protein of LHCII type III, chloroplastic-like. The transcript is spliced from 2 exons. Gene Ontology annotation, biological process: photosynthesis, light harvesting in photosystem I; response to light stimulus. NCBI's taxonomy places the organism in Eukaryota, Viridiplantae, Streptophyta, Magnoliopsida, Poales, Poaceae. Gene Ontology annotation, cellular component: chloroplast thylakoid membrane; chloroplast envelope; plastoglobule. The record is from RefSeq and is a predicted model, not a curated record. The coding region runs from base 266 to 1072 and encodes 268 amino acids.
ACCCGAGUGGCCGGCAGCAGGAUGCCAUCCGAGGUGGCAGCGGCGCCGCUUCAGAAUCCAGUGCGGCGCGCCGAUUGGCCGGAGCCAAAUCCAGAAAUCUCCACCUCAAAUCCACCAAACCCAAUCGUCUUCCCCCUCGAGCUCGCGUCUCCCCUGGGCGGCGACAACAAAAGCACUUUUUUUGUGCUACAAAUACGUCCACGUAACCCCUCUCCAAGCCUUAACUCCGCAGCAGAGCACGCAUCAAGCUACGACACGCGCGCAGAUGGCGUCGACGAUCAUGGCCGCCACCUCCCGCGUCCUCGCCGCCAAGACCCCGUUCCUCGGCCAGGGCCGCGCCGCCGCCAAUGCCAGCCCGCUCCGCGACGUCGCCGCAGCCGCCAGCGGCCGGAUCACCAUGGGCAACGACCUGUGGUACGGGCCCGACCGCGUCAAGUACCUGGGCCCCUUCUCCGCCCAGACGCCCUCCUACCUCACCGGCGAGUUCCCCGGCGACUACGGCUGGGACACGGCCGGGCUCUCCGCCGACCCGGAGGCGUUCGCGCGCAACAGGGCGCUGGAGGUGAUCCACGGGCGGUGGGCGAUGCUGGGCGCGCUGGGAUGCAUCACCCCGGAGGUGCUCGAGAAGUGGGUGCGCGUGGACUUCAAGGAGCCCGUCUGGUUCAAGGCCGGCGCGCAGAUCUUCUCCGAGGGCGGGCUCGACUACCUGGGCAACCCCAACCUGGUGCACGCGCAGAGCAUUCUCGCCGUGCUCGGAUUCCAGGUCAUCCUCAUGGGCCUCGUCGAGGGCUUCCGCAUCAACGGCCUCGACGGCGUCGGCGAGGGCAACAACCUCUACCCCGGCGGCCAGUACUUCGACCCCCUGGGCCUCGCCGACGACCCCAUCACCUUCGCUGAGCUCAAGGUCAAGGAGAUCAAGAACGGCCGCCUCGCCAUGUUCUCCAUGUUCGGAUUCUUCGUGCAGGCCAUCGUCACCGGCAAGGGGCCCCUCGAGAACCUGCUCGACCACCUCGACGACCCCGUCGCCAACAACGCCUGGGUCUACGCCACCAAGUUCGCGCCCGGGUCUUAAGCUAGACGGCGGCCUCUUCGUGCCGGACCACCAUUGUAGGCAUUACGUUUGUACCACCACCAAUGAAUGCAAAUAUUGCCAUCGCAGGAUUCAGGAUUGUACUGGAGGAGUUUUGGGGUUUGCAUUAUGCUCCGUGUCAGUUCAGUUGGACAUGUGUGCUCCUGAAACAGAUAGUGUGCAGUUUGUGAUGUAUAUAUGCAGCUGCUUCUUUGCAUUUC